AUGAGUUACGAUAUCUUGGUCAUAUUGUUAGUAAGUCUGGUAUCAGUCCAGACCCAGACAAGGUCAAAGCGGUACAGGAAUAGAGUCCAUAUUAACAGGUUAAAGAAGGAGGCCUUGCGGUUUGAUGAGCUAAAUGUAGCCGCUCCUGACAAUAUUGAUGCCAUUGAACCUGCCAUUGUAGGGGAUGAUGAAAUCCCAGAUCAAAAUGAUCAAAUUGACAUUGUGACUGAAAAUGAAAAAGAUGAUCAGAUUUAUGAAACUGAGAAAAAUAUUAAGAAGAGAAAAGUGAAUGGAAGAGAACAGUAUAGAACCGACACGCUCCUAGCAGUAUUGUACAUUAUCAUUACCAGUACGGCCCUGCUGGUGGGGACUGUAGGUAACACAUUAACUAUCCUGGUAUCGACCGUUCGCAGAGACGUCAACAAAUGUGGGAAAGAAUUCGUCGUUAACCUAGCACUGGCGGAUCUCUGUGUCACUGCCAUAGCCGACCCCAUGUGUAUCAUUAGUGUCACACAUGGAGAACAGUUUUUCCAGGGAAGGAAACUGUUGUGUAUUUUUGUGGCGAGCCUUUGUCUGACUGCCUGCGUUUGUGCAUUUUUCAGCCUGUUCCUUAUGUCGAUGUCACGCUUUAUAUACCUGCGCUACAACCACGUGUAUGACAGACUUUUCAACCGUGUCACCAGCAUUUUGCUCUGUUUCACCUGCUGGGUGAUGGCUUUCUCGUUUGAAAUACCUAAUUUUGUUGGUUGGGGAGGGCACUUCUUCGACCACAAAAAUCACCAGUGCAUCUGGGAUCGGACUGCAAGUUUAUCCUACACCAUGUUUGUUUCAAUGAUUUUGAUUGGUGCGCCACUCGUAGUAAUGGCUAUAUGCUACUUUCUUAUUUUUAAGCGUAUCUGGGAAACAAAACGAAACAUUUACAUUUUGGACAUUGACAAUCCUUUGAGAAUGAGAAAAGUUUGGAGAGAAACAGUCCGUUCAUCUCAGAUGUUGUUUUGUAUUUUUAUUGCGUUUGUCAUCUGCUGGACGCCGUAUGCCAUUAUUGUUACUUUAGAUGUGCAAGACACUUUCCCAAUGAAAGUUCAUCUGUUCAUUACGCUUACGGCACACUUACACUCAAGUGUCAACGGUAUCAUUUAUUUUGCAGGAAACAAACGGUUUAGAAUUGGAAUUCUACGUCUUUGUGUUCGUAGAUCAACUCGUGAAGGAACGUGUACUUCCGGUCCUAAUGUGAUUCCUCAUUUAGAUUCUCGUCUGUGA
Saccostrea cuccullata (small rock oyster) is the source of this 1260-nucleotide messenger RNA. RefSeq names its product melatonin receptor type 1B-A-like. Bases 1 to 1260 code for a protein of 419 amino acids. The transcript is spliced from 3 exons. Gene Ontology annotation, molecular function: G protein-coupled photoreceptor activity. Gene Ontology annotation, cellular component: plasma membrane. The record is from RefSeq and is a predicted model, not a curated record. Gene Ontology annotation, biological process: phototransduction; cellular response to light stimulus; G protein-coupled receptor signaling pathway. Lineage: Eukaryota; Metazoa; Mollusca; Bivalvia; Ostreida; Ostreidae.